AUGGGGUUUUCGAAAACACAUUUGCUUGUAGCCUUUGUUUUUCUGUUCUUCUCCAUUGUAACCAGUGCAAGAGUUUCUCGUUCUGGCCCAAGUCCUGGACUAUCUCCAGACCCUCCUGUGCAUAAAACCAUAGAAAAUUUCAUUGCUGAUAAUCUGAAACCUCCUUCAGGCCCAAGUCAUGGAAAAUCCCCUGGUGAGCCUCCGUUAAAAACUGGCACAAGAAAAUACCACAUUAAUAACAAACCUCCUUCGGGUCCAAAUCCUAGAGGAUCUCCUGGUGAACCUCCGUUAAAAACUGGCACAAGAAAAUACCACAUUAAUAACAAACCUCCUUCGGGUCCAAAUCCUAGAGGAUCUCCUGGUGAACCUCCUCAUCCUAUGGUUAGGACUUCUCCAAGUUUUCCUUUUGAAAAUGUAAAAUCUGCCCUUUCAUCUGUUCAUCGCUUUUUGUGGGAGCCAAAUAGGCUUGUUCCAAGUGGUCCAAAUGAAGAACAAUCCCCAGAUGCACCUCCUCAUAUAGGGUAA
Molecule: messenger RNA, 525 nt
Organism: Hevea brasiliensis (rubber tree)
Lineage: Eukaryota; Viridiplantae; Streptophyta; Magnoliopsida; Malpighiales; Euphorbiaceae
Exons: 1
Coding region: 1-525 (174 amino acids)
Source: RefSeq, a predicted model, not a curated record